Lachancea nothofagi CBS 11611 is the source of this 234-nucleotide messenger RNA. The record is from the annotation of a GenBank genome assembly. Lineage: Eukaryota; Fungi; Ascomycota; Saccharomycetes; Saccharomycetales; Saccharomycetaceae.
AUGCCAGAUCCAUGCAAGCCUCAAGCAUGCGCAAUUCAAGCUUGCUUGUCGAAAACUGGGUUUAACGAAAGCAAAUGCUCUCAAGUUAUAGAUCAGCUUUACGAGUGUUGCACAAAGUUCUACCAGGAGAAAGGGCCAGACGCUCGCACGCCAUGCUGCCCCGUCCCAAGGCUUUUAGAGCUUAAGCUGGAACAACGUAACAAGGAGCCGUUAGAUGCAAGACUACUCAAAUAA